This is a messenger RNA of Scomber scombrus (Atlantic mackerel), 2102 nucleotides long. RefSeq names its product specifically androgen-regulated gene protein. The transcript is spliced from 4 exons. The coding region runs from base 1 to 1815 and encodes 604 amino acids. The record is from RefSeq and is a predicted model, not a curated record. NCBI's taxonomy places the organism in Eukaryota, Metazoa, Chordata, Actinopteri, Scombriformes, Scombridae.
AUGGACGUCCACCUGCAGGCCAACCCUCAACUCUACUAUGGGGUCAACGGUCAAAACUCAAGACCAGGAGAAGACCCGCUGCUGUUUCUGAGCCAGGAGGAGCAGGAGUGCCUUCAGUUCUUUGAGAAGACCAUCGACUCGUUGGAGGAGAGUCUGGUGGAGGAUGAGCGAAGGCCCGGGCAGGUGAGGAUCCCUGCAAGCAGCGGCCAGCCUGUCGAAGAAAUCCCCUCGACAUCGAGUCCCAAACCCGGGAUCAUCAUGUCCUCCUUCCAGGCCAAAGACCAAGACAUUAUCGACUUGGUCCAACCAGAACCGGACCUGGUGCAGACCAAAGAGCAGAUCUUCAUCCCCACCAGUCCAGAUUUUCAGACUAUGAUGCAAAACCCUGACAGCCACUUCGAGAUAAAGCCAAGACGUGAUCAGAUAGACAACUUGCCUUCAGAGUACAACCCUCCCCUUCCAAGCGGCUAUGGGUCAACAGACAGCCACUCCUCCUACCACCCUCCAGGUUGUAUCCCCACCCCGGUUCUGAUUGCCCAGCAGAUAGCUGAGAACCAAGCAGGUGGACCCUCCAACUUCAAUCCCUCCUCGAACCUCCGCCGUAGCAGCCUGGACUCCCAAAGGCCGCUGGGCUACAGUGCCGAUCUUCAUGGUAAGCACGGUCCUCCUACCUCUGCCAAGCCUACCCGAUUCCCAGCAAACAUCAGCGUGAUACAUGGCGGCAAAGACCACCAGAACCAGCCACUCGCUAAUGUGAACAUCCAUGAGAGACGAGCACAGAUGUUGGCAAACCUAUCAGGAACAUCACACCCUCUGCUGCAGGAAGAUCCUCAGCAGGCUGUAGAGCAGAAGCCUCGAAAUAUUCCCACUCGCAGUGUUUCCUUUAGGGACCCCACACCAGACAAAUCCAGGAUGGAGGCCUUGUCCAAACUGGGCCUGAACAGGAACCGAGCCAUGUCUGGGGGUACUUCGCUCCUCGGCAUCACUGACAACAACUCACUGGAACCUCUUAAAGGUGGAGAAACCAGUGCCAAACCUCUGAAAGCCAGUGGUCCCCCAACAACAGACACAAGCACCAAAAUGCCAGAAGCAAGAGUCAUGACACCAUCUCAGAGCCAGAUUCAUGUUGACAGAAAACCAGAGAUUCUGCGGACCGAUUCUCUCAGGAGCCAUGAAGAUAGAAACCCUAAACCAACAUCCUUCCCCCCGCCGCCUGAAGUCACCUUGCUAGAAUUAAACAGCUACGGAGGGAAAUCCAUUGUUGUAAACCCUUCUGUUUCCUCCAGGAGUGAACCUGCAACAUAUCCAAGUAGCCAUGAACCCAAAAUCCUUCCACCUGCUCUAGCUAAUCCCAGCGAGUUCAACCCUUACGGAGGAAAGACCAAAGUCAUGAACGCUGCUCCUGUACCUGUGACCAGGAGCGACCUUCCUGACAUCCUCAGCUCCCAUAUUGACAAGAGUCAAACCUUGCCGGCCAAAUCAGAGCCGCCGUCUGCUGACUUACGGAGUAACAGUUACGGAGGAAAGAGCCUAACCAUCAACUCUUCCACUGGGUUAAAUUAUGCUUCACACACUCCGGCAAGGACUUUCAAAGCUCCAGCACCGACUCCAGCCCCGAGACCUUCUCGGCACUCUGAUCACGGCGCUGUUACUGCCCAGAAACCAGCGUCACGAGCCUUGUCCCCUGAACAUAAGCGGAGGCCCAGCUACAUGUUUCGUCCCCAAGGCAUCACCGUGCAGUUCUCUGGACGAGGGGCGACGGAUGAAUCGCGCAGGGAGGCGUUGAGGAAACUGGGGCUGCUGAAAGAGUCGUGAUAAAAAUCUGGAAAUGUACUCAUCAGUCAUCUGUCAAACCUGAAUCUCUUGAGUAUACCUGCUGGUUGAGGUGGCAUGCUAGAAGUUUCUCAUGUGCGAGGUGUGGUUGAACAGAGACUUACUUUUAAAGAGGAAUGUCGAUGAAUGUGGCGAUAGACCUGCUCAGCCAGUUCUCACUUCCUGGCCAUAAAAAAACAAACUAAAAAUGAGAAUGACGGUGCAGCUGCUGCCCACACAACACUGUUUCAAUGACAGAAGUCUUGACAGAUAAACUGCAACAACUGCUU